AGUACCGAGACCCCUCAAGUGUUGGUGUGGCGCAACAUCUCACCAACACUGUUUUUAUUGACAGAGCUUUGAUAGUGGUUCCCUGCGCAGAAGGUGAGUGCAAGCUGCUUGGUUUAAUCAUAUUACAAUAAACAAAAAACAAACAAAAAAAACAUUGAUAAAUAGCUGUGGACGUCUUCUCUGGAAUUCACCUUAAUGGCUGUCGUGGUCGUGGGGAGGGGGGGAGGUAUAGUGGUCUUCAGAAAUAAACACGGCUGGCGUCGGAUAAUUUAGAGCAGCCAUGGGCCGGUAUGUAAAUAUAGUUAAUGCAAAGGCUUAAAACACAAAUACUAUAAAUUAAGACGAUUUAUAACAUAGAUUUUCUUCUGUUACUUCUAAUAUAAUGUGACACUUCAGUAUUUUUGUUAUAUUUAAGCAAAAAUAGGCAAUACAGACAUGCUAGUUGUAUUCUUUUCCCCUUUCUUGCACGUUAGAGAAACUAUAGCAUGCUUCUUUCUGCCAGCUGACUGGCAGUGCAGCAAUCAAAAAUCUGACAUGAAUUUUGGUUUUGAACAUCUGUCAAAAGUUGCAAAACAUAAGAAAUUAAUGUUCUGUGGGUUUGUUGGAUACAUUUGAUGAACAGCAAAGACAUUUUCAUUGUUUGACCUGGUGAUAACAAGUGAGUAGCACAUAUCUAAUUAGAAGGACUAUGAUAUAUGCAUAUAUAAGAAACCGGCCCAUGCCUAGAUUAGAUUUAAAGCAUUUUGUUGGUCCAGUACCUGAUACACGUAGGUUUAGCCACAGCACCCACUCAAGUUUCUGUUUGGUGUCGCAUAAAUUAAGGGCAAUCAACGUUACCGUGAAUACUGGACAGUCUGGAAGUACAGCUCGUGUAUCUAAAAUAAAUAUAACCAAAUCCAUUACUAAAGAAUAAAAUUCUCUCUUUCUUCCCCUUUUUUACAUUUUUUUAUUUUUUUUGGUGCUCUUUUUCGGUAAACUCCCACCUUCUCUCCCCCACUCCCUAUUUUUGGUACACCUGUGUACACUCACAAUGAUUACACUUCUAACCUGAUGCAUUGUGUCCACGUGACUUGGUGCUGGAUGGCUAAUGAGUUUAUUAAUUUGGUUUUGUAUGUUUUUUCUGUGUGAUUAUGUGUGCAUAUCAGAUGACUAGACUGGCCCAGCUGUUACACUACACUAGCCUGAGUCAGGCAUUGUUUUCCAAGCCACUAUCCCCGAUCGGGCCAACGCAGCCUUCAAGGGGGGGAUGUGACCCGGAGAAUAGCCCGCAGAACCUUCCAAGAUGGACACCUUGUCUCUUUUUUUUUUUUUUUUUUUUUAACUUUAUAUUUGUUUUCGGUUUGUUUCCUUUUCAUACUAUCCCAUGUUGUCCACUCUCCACUGUCUCUAUCUAGAAACUUGCAGGUUGUGUUUAUAUUUGUUAUUUUUUGUUUGUUAUUUUUGAUUAUUGUCCAACCCCCCCAAUCCCUUCUCUCUUUCCGCUACAGCUGGAGCUUGUGUGUGGUUGAAUUCAGUCCAGGUUGCUACGGCACACCGGUGGGAUGUGUGCCACACAAAAGAUGCUAUGAGGAUCACUAACUCUUUUGUUCUCUUGUCUCCUACGUCUGUUGACGUAGUGAAGGGCUAGUCUGUGUGGAAAAAUGAUGCAGCCAUUGGGGGUUGUCUUGUGUUGCACACCUUUCCAACACUGCGAAACGAUCGCCCCCCCACUCCCCCCGCGGAAAAGCGUCCAUGCUUGAUAUCGUAUGGUUCAUGACCAAUAUGUUUCCAGUACAGGGAAGAUCCCAGAGGAGGCCAAGGCUCUGUCGCUGUUGGCACCUGCCGCCCCGGUACCCAGUCUGAUUCCAGGCGGAGGAUUGCUGCCGAUUCCCACUCCGGCUCCACUUCAGAACCUGAACCUCCCUCUAGUGAAUCGGAUCACAGCAGGCCUCGACGCCACAGCCUCUGCGCUCGCUCAGCCUCCCCUCAUCGGCAAUGUCGACCCGACGAAAAUCGAUGAGAUUAGGAGGACGGUUUAUGUUGGAAACCUAAACUCACAGACCACCACAGCAGAGCAGCUGCUGGAGUUCUUCAAGCAGGUGGGAGACGUGAAGUUUGUCCGGAUGGCCGGAGACGAGACUCAGCCGACCCGCUUCGCCUUCGUAGAGUUUGUGGAGCAGGACUCCGUGGCCAGAGCCCUCACUUUAAACGGAGUCAUGUUUGGAGACAGACCCCUGAAGGUCAAUCAUUCCAAUAACGCCAUUGUUAAGCCCCCUGAGAUGACGCCACAGGCUGCUGCUAAGGAGCUGGAAAGUGUGAUGAAGAGGGUGAGGGAGGCCCAGUCCACCAUUGCUGCUGCCAUAGAACCAGCAGAGACCGAGCAGCGUUCCUCCAGCCGCUCCCAAAGGUCACGGCGGUCCCGUUCCCGGACGCGCUCUCGUUCCCACUCGAGAUCACGGAGGAAAAGGUCCCGCUCCAAACACAGACAAACACAAAGGUCUUUUCCUGGCGGUGACGCCCACAGUUCAAGGAGCGGCCACAAGAGGCGCUCUCGUUCCAGAGACAAGAGACAUGCCAGGAGUCGCUCCAGAGGCCACAAAAGGAGGAGCAAAGAUCGGUCCAGAAGCCCUCGAAGGAAAGCGAGAUCACCUUCACCAAAACGAAGUAAACGGGAGAAGAGGAGGGAGCGCAGCAGAGACAGGAAGGAGCGCUCCACGUCCAGGAAGAGAAGCCGCAAAGAUGAGGAGCGGAUAAAGAGCAAAUCCAAGACAGCCAAGCAGGACUACAAAAGGGAAGAAAAGGCGGCGUAUGGGAGCGACAGAGAAGGCUCAGCCACGCCAAGUGAAAACAUGACAUCAUCACUGCGCGCCCAGCACAACGGCACCUACAAAACCCACAGAGGGGAGGCCGCGUUUCUGGGCCGCAACGCGACCAAGUGAACAGCCGCCGCUCGCGUCUCCCUCGUCCCGUCGCGCGCGUCAUCUCCCACCACUUGUCGCCUCAUCACGAGUUUCUUCCGUUCCGCGUUACGAACUCCCGCUGCAAACCCGAGGAUUCUGACGGCGAGCUCAUUUUCCUGCCUGGAGGACAGGAGAGACGGUGCUUCAGCACGACCUUCCAGGGUGAAAGCACGUCGGCGUCAUCCCGACGGCGGCGCUUGUUUCAAAGCGGUUCCCGACGGACUACGCGAUGUCGCAGAAAGAAAAACGAAACCCUGGUCAUAGCUGCUGAGAUCGACCAACGUGUUUGGAAACCUGGAGCCAACCGAAGAGUGGGUCGGGCCGCGGUCAACAUUAUUUGGUAAAACUUCAUUAAUGCCUCUCAGACUUGCAGUGUUUUGUCAUGUUCCAGUACAUCAACCCUUCCCUCAAAAUAAAUUCCUCCUCGGUAACGGAGUAAAAAUACUAAUUAUGAAAAUAGGAAACGUGAUCUAAUUGUUUUUAUAUAAGCCAACAUUUGGUUAGAAACAGUGUUACCCUGGUAACAGUGAUGGCUGGAUCUCAUCUAGUCUCCCAAUCGUUUUUCUUUCAAUGUUUACAAGAAUCCAAACUGCUAUUUUUUUCAAAGUAUUAAGAAAAACAACAACAAAAAACUAGUGGUCUUCUUUCAGCCAGCUGACUGGCAGUGUGCAGGACUAUCGCUCUAAGCUCCAAACACCGUUAGGAAACGUUGAGCGGUGAUAUUUGAAAGCCAUUUUGUACCUUGAUGGCAGUAACCAGCCCGUGCUUACUUCUCAGAACCACAUGUGCAGCAGGAAUCUGCUUAAGUCAUAAAAACUGUAUAUCGAUUAUUGUCUUAAUUAUUUAUUUAGUCAAUAAAUGUGAGUGGGAUCAUAAAGGGGCAAGAGGUAUUUUGAUAUAAGAAAAACAAAAAAGAAAACAAAAAACUUUUAUAUUUGCAACUACAAAAACUGGAUCAAUUUGGUCAACCAAAACAAUAAAAAUAUUUAGGUUUUUUUUGUGUGUGUUUGGCCUUUAUAAUAUAUAGUUUUAAUUAGAAUCAAUAGCGAGUAGUUUCACCAGAACUGUUGCUAUAUAUUGUGUGUUGUGUCAAAUAUUUGUCAGGAAUCCAUAUAUGAAUUUUAAAGCUACUAAAUUAAAAAACAAAUCCAUUGACAUUAACAACUUUAAUCUCAUUUCAGUUGAUAUUUCUUUUUUUUUAAGUGAUUAUUUAAAGGUGAGAAGGGAAAGAAUGGUUUGAUCCAGAACUUUUCUAAGCGCAACAAGCAAAAAAGGAUGUGCAAAAUUGUAAAAUAAAAAAAAAAAAACCAAAAACUUAAUUCCACUAAAAACGGUCAACUUUUGCCAUAAAUGUUGAACACUAAAUAAAUAAGCAGAAGAAAUCGGUGUGGCUGCAACAGCAACUUCCCCCAUUUAGCUGCAUCAGAGAAGCUAAAUCUCUGAAACAGCAAAAUGUAUCAGAGAUUCAACUUGUUAGUGCUAGAAGUGUGAGGAUCUUCCUGUUCCUGUAAGGAUGUAAACUGGACUAAAGACGUUUUCUACAAGGUUAUAGAAAACAGGUUUCUACACAUUCUGAAGUGCUUCUUUAAUUUUUUCUUGCUUGUGGACAGUUGAGAGAAUUUCUGUCUGAGGUUUGUGAAGUGUCCUUUUGUCUCAUCUUUUAACGCCUGAUUUCUGCGCCAUCCAGGAAUUCUGUUGUCCUUCAGGACAUUAUUACUGAACAAUAACUCGGAGAGCCAUAAUUAUGAGACGGUAUGUUGUUGCAGAUGUUUGUCCCAACUUUUGUCUAGAUGUAGGCCUCAUUCGCAUAGGUAUCAUUACAUCAAUUUCUGUUGCCACAGCAACAUUUCGGCGUACCAUGUUUUAUUUUAAUAUUUAAUAUUUUCAGUUAACAUGGUGACUGUGUGAAGAAAGUUUACGGGCUGAUUUUUUUAUUUAUUUACUUUUUGGAAAUGGGGAAAAUAAACUGAAAUCUCGCAGGUCAACAAACCGUAUGGAAGCACAGAAGGGUCAAAAAGUGCCUAGACCACGAUUGUACAGUAAGCAAAUAAAAUAUUGAGACUCAUUUGGAUGUUUUGCGAAUAAAACUAAUAAGAUCUUAUAUUAAAAUAUUGUGGGCUAAAUGUUCAUGGGAUGUUUUUAUCCUUUUAUUCUGUGAUUUAGCGUGUUGCAGUAGUCAUGAAUAUGCUCGUUGAAACAUGGUGGCAAAACAGCAACAGAUCCAGUUCCUAUUUUGAGAAGUUUUCGUCUUUUUUUUUUUUUUUCUUAACACAUCUGUCGGAAGUAAUGAGCUUCAAAUCUCAGAAUUAAAUCGUUUCCAGCUCAUCUGCCACUAUGUGAACAUGGACUUUAUGACUUUUUUUAUGUGCUCAUCUUCUCCACACUUGAGAGAACUUUUUGUGCUGGGAAAUUGGAGGAUUUGAUGUAACGGUUCAGUAAAAUAGUUUGAAAUAUUCGGAUGUAUGUACAUAUUACUCUUUGGUUUGAACCUAAGAUAUGUUUUAUUUGAUUGCAAAAGCUCUCAAUAAAGAGACUUUCCACUC
This is a messenger RNA of Xiphophorus maculatus (southern platyfish), 5482 nucleotides long. RefSeq names its product splicing regulatory glutamic acid and lysine rich protein 1 (gene srek1). Gene Ontology annotation, cellular component: nucleoplasm. Gene Ontology annotation, molecular function: RNA binding. The coding region runs from base 1746 to 2918 and encodes 390 amino acids. The transcript has 11 exons. NCBI's taxonomy places the organism in Eukaryota, Metazoa, Chordata, Actinopteri, Cyprinodontiformes, Poeciliidae. The record is from RefSeq and is a predicted model, not a curated record.